AUGGCCAGAAUGGAGAAGUCCCCACUACUCGCAAAUGGGUAUAAUGCACCCCCCACUCACCUUGGUCCUAUGGGCUUUAUGCACCAACAUGCUCUGAUGUCACCGGGUAUGCCCCACCAUGGUGUACCGCGGCCUGACGGCUCCAUCAUCAAGGGACAACCAAUGCACAACAUGGAAGCACUGGCUAGAUCGGGCAUAUGGGAAAAUUGUAGAGCCGCAUACGAAGAUAUCGUCAAACAUCUCGAGAGGUAA
This is a messenger RNA of Pieris macdunnoughi, 252 nucleotides long. The record is from the annotation of a GenBank genome assembly. Lineage: Eukaryota; Metazoa; Arthropoda; Insecta; Lepidoptera; Pieridae.